AUGGCCGACGACAAACCCAAUUGCAAAGUUGUCCUGGCCAACAACAUUGCCAAAAAUCUCCUCGCUGAAGUCCACGAUGGCUUGAAGAAGAUUGACCGAAAGCCCUUGCUCGUCGGCUUCCUCUCGUCCACCGAUCCCGCCGCCAAAGUCUACGCCGAGUGGACGGGCAAGACGGCCCACGAAAAUGGCUUCGCGUUCGAGCUCCGCGAAAUCGACCGUGAACUUCUCGAAGAUGCCCUAAUCGACGCGAACAACGAUUCGGCCGUAGAUGGCAUCAUCGUCUACUAUCCCAUCUUCGGCAAUCGCCAGGAUCAGUAUCUCCAGCAGAUCGUCUCCAUUGACAAAGACGUCGAGGGUCUCUCCCACCGUUACAUCUUCAACAUGUACCAGAACAUUCGCUUCCUCGACGAUGCCAAUACCAAGAAGAGCGUGCUGCCCUGCACUCCACUGGCCGUUAUCAAGAUCCUAGAGUAUCUGAGAAUCUACAACACAAUCCUGGCAUAUGGCAACAGAUUGCACGGUCGAACCAUUACUGUCAUCAACCGAAGUGAGGUUGUUGGCAGGCCCCUUGCUGCUCUGCUAGCCAAUGACGGAGCUUGCGUAUACAGCGUGGACAUCAACGACGUACAAGAGUUCAAUCGAGGUGUGGGGCUUCGGAAAAAGAGGCAUGAGGUGAGCGAGAAGCCUGGCUGGACAAUUGACGACUGUCUGCCGCUCAGUGAUGUAGUCAUCAGCGGUGUUCCUGGAGACAAAUACAAGGUUCCGCUAGAGAAGCUCAGGGACGGUGCCGUCUGCAUUAACUUCUCAAGUGAGCGCAAUUUUACUCCCGAAGUAAAGGAAAAGGCUUCCAUAUACGUGCCUGCAAUUGGCAAGGUCACGAUCGUGGUCCUUCUAAGAAACCUUUUGGUGAGUUGUAAAAGCUGUUAGUCUGCUACUGAUUGCUCACAAACGAUAGCGUAUUGUGCAAAACAAGAUCGAAGCUGCGGCUGCGGCGCCUGCUUCCGACAAACCAACAGAGGAGAAAGCUGUACAAGCCACCGCGUAAACGAAUUACCUCCUAGCAGUCACUUGACUACUUGACCAAAAUACAAUCAUGAUACCCUUUAGAAACCAUAAACAUAAAUCAUCCUUGAAUAGAAACAUGUUCCAUUUCCUCGACUUUGUUCACCGUGUUUGGUGAAGAUCUCAUAUCCGCGAAACAUGUGAAUGGACGGGCAAUUAGAGCACGCGACCCAUUCUAACCGAUACCAACGACGGCGGAAAACAUGCUGACUGAAAGUCUUCCGCGGCUGUCUGUUCCACGAUUUGCAUCGGCAUUAGUGGUAUCUGUCUCUAUUGGAUCUACAACGUGGCCAUUCUGGUAAACGUAGCUGAAGAUGCGAGGAGCAAGAAACGAUAGCUUGCCUUGUGGUUGAGAGGAUAAGGUGGCGACCAUGAGACUU
Messenger RNA from Periconia digitata, 1442 nucleotides. The record is from the annotation of a GenBank genome assembly. Lineage: Eukaryota; Fungi; Ascomycota; Dothideomycetes; Pleosporales; Periconiaceae.